AUGCAGUCCCUUGGAUUCAAGUGUUUGCUGUCUCGCAGGAGCCUGAGCAGGAUAUCAAUCUGUACAAGAGGAAUGAGUAGUGCUAACGGUGGACGAAGUAAUGAUACUGUGCAUAUACAGAGACAGGCACUGAAAGUUGUUGCUGGGCUUGACGGAUGGGGUCAAUUGCAGGCGCAGGAUGUGAAAUUGACCAUGAAUAUGAACACAGAUUUUCGUGCUUCCUCGCAGACGGAUGAUCUGAAGUACUCCUUGAAUUAUGCGGUGAUUUCACGUGGGGUGCAUAGGUUCGUUGAGGGCUGUGGACGGUACCGCUCUCUUGGUCACUUGGCCAGGGAGGUAAAGAAGUUUUCCAUGAAUGAGUAUCCGGGUAUCCAAACUAUAGAGGUGGGUGCGGAGGCGGACGCGGCCCAUUUGCGAUGCGGAAGUCUGGGCGUCGUGGUGAACAGCGAUGGGCAUCGUCCUGAUGAGAUUUUGCUUUCUGGAAUGAAGCUUCUGACACUAAUAGGGGUGUUCACUUUUGAACGGCGUCGGAAGCAGUACGUUGACUUGAAGCUGUCAUUUCCGUGGCCGAAGGAGGCUGGUGAAUUUCCGGAUUGCCAGGAAUUAUUGGACGAUGUUGUGAGCUAUGUAGAGAGAGCGAAUUUUAAAACGGCAGAGUCUCUUGCUGAGAGUGUAGCUCACGUUGUUACCUUGAGAGAGUAUUUUCAGCUGCAUCGUGGGUUACCGGUAAAAGUCAAGGUAAUUAAGCUUAAUGCCAUUACUGAGACUGAGGGAGUUGGUGUGAGCUGUGUAAGAAGUGCGGAUGAAUUUACGGGGAAACCGCCCUUCUGGGAAGAUAUUCCAAACGAUCGAGCAGACGUGUUUAACCUUCCUGUAUUCCAGCAGCCACAUGCAUCUGUCAGUGAGUGGAAUCGUGUGUUUCUGGCGUUUGGAUCUAAUAUAGGGGAUAGGUUUGCUCACAUUGAGCGAAGCUUACGUCUACUUGCGGAAGAUCCUAAAGUUAAACUACUUCGCUCGUCGUCUCUGUUCGAGAGUGAACCAAUGUACUUUAAGGAGCAGUCCCCGUUUAUGAAUGGCGUUGUAGAAGUGCAGACACGGUAUAGCCCGCACGAGUUACUAGAGCUAUGCAAAAGGAUAGAAUAUGAACAUUUAAAACGUGUCAAAGAGUUUGAUAACGGCCCUCGCAGCAUUGAUUUAGAUAUUUUAUUGUACCAAAAUGCAAACUUUGAGCAUGUGGUACUGAACUCCGAGGAUUUAGUUAUUCCUCAUCCAAGGAUGUUGGAGAGAUCGUUUGUUUUAGAGCCUCUCUGUGAAUUGUUGGCUUUCCAUGAAGUGCACCCCAUUUCGGCUGAAUCUGUCCAAAGUCACCUAAAAGAAUUGUACCGUAAGGGGAAUAAGGAAGACAUUCUUGUUAAACUUGUACCUUUGCCGGGUAUUCCGUCAAAUAUACCUACAACGCGAUUUCUGAAGUUUAGACGGGAGUAUGAGGAGGAUCAAUCGACAAGCGAAUUGGUUCUUAGGACCAAGUCAAAUACAUAUGUCAUGGGCAUCGUGAAUGUGACACCUGAUUCUUUUUCUGAUGGAUCUCCUAUGUGGAAUGAUGUUAAUCAUUUCCUCUUAAAAGUACAAAGGAUGAUCCUUGACGUUUUGAAGUUACAUGAAAACGUUAUCAUUGAUAUUGGAGGCUGUUCGACUAGGCCUGGUAGUCAGCAACCAUCAGUGGAAGAAGAACUUAGUCGUACUAUUCCCCUAAUAACAGCGAUCAGGGGUUGCAGAGAUUUUUCGCAAGAGAAUGUGAUCAUAUCUAUAGACACUUACAGAAGUGCUGUUGCUGAAAAGGCCAUAACAGCAGGGGCUGAUAUUGUGAACGAUAUUUCAGGAGGUAGUUUUGAUACAAAUAUGUUUAAGGUUAUCAGCGCGUAUCCGAAUGUUGGUUAUGUGCUAUCACACAUAAGGGGAGAUAUGACUACCAUGACGAGCCUGAAUAAGUAUGAUGAUACAGUUGGUUUGGAUGGCGUUGAAGAAUUCAUUUACGGUAAGAAACAGCACUCAGAACGGACUAAGGUGAUCCGGAACAUUUGUAGGGAACUUGCGGAGCGAUACCAGCUUGCCCUUGCUAGCGGAAUUAAGCGCUGGCAGAUUAUUUUGGAUCCGGGUAUUGGUUUUGCGAAGAAUGCUAAACAGAACUUAGAUAUCAUCAAGCAUACCCCGUCAAUUAAGGGUUAUAGUUGUGUGACACAUGGACAAUUUGUAAAUUUUGCCAACCUUCCUGUGUUGCUUGGGCCUUCCAGGAAGAACUUUAUUGGGACUAUAAUUCAAGAGGCACAGGUCGAGCGAAGGGACUUUGCAACGGGGACUAUUGUAGGCUCCUGUGUUGGUUAUGAUGCGGAUAUCAUCAGGGUACAUGAUGUAACUAACUGUAGCAAAAGUGCUAGGUUAGCGGAUGAGCUUUAUAGGAAAUAG
This is a messenger RNA of Eremothecium gossypii ATCC 10895, 2463 nucleotides long. It is a transcript of the gene FOL1, whose product is annotated as trifunctional dihydropteroate synthetase/dihydrohydroxymethylpterin pyrophosphokinase/dihydroneopterin aldolase FOL1. Gene Ontology annotation, cellular component: mitochondrial envelope. Lineage: Eukaryota; Fungi; Ascomycota; Saccharomycetes; Saccharomycetales; Saccharomycetaceae. The coding region runs from base 1 to 2463 and encodes 820 amino acids. The transcript has a single exon. Gene Ontology annotation, biological process: tetrahydrofolate biosynthetic process. Gene Ontology annotation, molecular function: 2-amino-4-hydroxy-6-hydroxymethyldihydropteridine diphosphokinase activity; dihydroneopterin aldolase activity; dihydropteroate synthase activity. The record is from RefSeq and is marked provisional.